AUGUCGGUCUUUGUCGUCGGUUUUGAGAACGUUCCGCACCUGGAGUUUGGGGAGAUGGCAAUAGUUCGUGAUCAUCGCGAGGCUGAGAGUCACGUCUUCGGUGUCGUAGGCGCUCGAUCUGACUUUGGGAAGCAAUUUGCGUUGCGACAAGGACAUCAAUUUGUUUUGAGAACGUUCCGCACCUGGAGUUUGGGGAGAUGGCUUCGUGAUCAUCGCGAGGCUGAGAGUCACGUCUUCGGUGUCGUAGGCGCUCGAUCUGACUUUGGGAAGCAAUUUGCGUUGCAACAAGGACAUCAAUUUGUUUGGUCGUUCGUACGUCCCGACCAUCGAGUCAAUCCAAGAUUGUUUGCACGAGGUCAUCCAGAUGGAAACCCUUGUUCGCAGGUGCAGUGUCGCCGCCAAGCGCGGUGUCUCCCACUGCUGCUGCUACUGCGGCAGGGCGUGGUUUGGCAUGUGCGGGAUUCAAGCCAGGUUGAGCGAGUGUUGGGUUCUCUGGUUGCAGUUGCAUUGCGUCAGGUGCUGGCUGUUGUUGGCUGGCGUCGGACCCGUUUUUACUUGAUGUGUCUAUCAUGUCCUCUUCUGUUUUGUGGAUCGCUGGGGACAAUUAUGUUACUCGUUCUCAUUCGGUGAAAAGAAAAGUUUUGAACUUGCCCUACGAUAGGCGCCAAUUGUUUGUACCGAGGUUGUAACUACGAAUAAGUAAGGUAAAUUUCUAUCGAUCGAUCGAUCGAAUAAUUUCACGUAAUUUCUAUCGAUCGGCAACGUAACACGACUCAAAUUGAGAAUAAAACGAACCGUGAACUGAAACGAACCGAGAACAAAAACGAACCGAGAACAAAACGAACGGAGAACAAAAACGAACCGAAUGACAAUGCGUUUUAGUCCGAAUAUUGCUUUGAUUCUCUAGGUAUUAUCUUGUGUGCAAUUAUUUCGCAAAUAAUGCUUUAUUUAUAGGACAAGCUUUCUGACCUAAAGAUUCUUCUGUUCCUUCAGCAAAUUACCGUUUUACCCUUCACGUUUAGUGGGCUGAUUUGGUGGAGAAAUUGCCCAUUAAACUCUUAAAUAUUUGUUUGGCCAAAUAAUAUGAAGAGGGUGAAGCCCAUGUCCAACAAUAAUGGAUGAAAUACAUCAUAUAUUUUGGCCUAGAGAUCAAAGAUCGAUCCUCUGGUUUUAAGUUCAAGUUUUAGUAGAACCAUCUAUUGUGGAAUUGUCAAGAUUCACAACUUUCUGUAGACCAGUUUUUUAGUGUUGCAAAAGUUAACACUAGUUUAUCGUGAAUAAUAAAAUAAUAAUUCAUAAU
This is a messenger RNA of Arabidopsis thaliana (thale cress), 1300 nucleotides long. RefSeq lists its product as uncharacterized. The transcript has a single exon. Bases 1 to 630 code for a protein of 209 amino acids. The record is from RefSeq and is marked reviewed. Lineage: Eukaryota; Viridiplantae; Streptophyta; Magnoliopsida; Brassicales; Brassicaceae.